Molecule: messenger RNA, 6411 nt
Organism: Esox lucius (northern pike)
Lineage: Eukaryota; Metazoa; Chordata; Actinopteri; Esociformes; Esocidae
Gene: patz1
Product: POZ/BTB and AT hook containing zinc finger 1
Exons: 6
Coding region: 349-2715 (788 amino acids)
Biological process (GO): regulation of cytokine production; regulation of immune system process; negative regulation of transcription by RNA polymerase II
Molecular function (GO): protein binding
Source: RefSeq, a predicted model, not a curated record
UAACGUAUUCAUAUAGCUAGUCUAAAAUGACAAUAGUGUCAAAUUUGAGAACAUUGUACGUGGGUUACUCUGGAUACUUUAUUAAACGCGAGUCGUACCGGUUGUACCCACUUCAUAUCCAAGUUAAAUUAAAAUGUAGAACCCCCGCUUCGAAACGAGUAAGGUUAAAGUUCACAGGAAGCUGGGGGGCUGCCAUUUUUCCCCGCUGCUAACAUUUUAGAUGCUAAAGAGAGAGGGAGGGGUGGUCGUCGUCGUGUUUUUAUUUAAUUUCCCUGGAUUAUUGAGCUGUAUACACUUUUUGUUUGGCAACCCCUAUACUAACCCAAAUUAAAGUUUAAUGAAUACGGCAUGGAGAGAAUAGCGGAGCAGUCGUGGAAUUCUUCAUACACCUAUCAGGUGAGCAAGCAUAGCGCGGAGAUGCUACACAACCUCAACAUUCAGAGAAAAGAUGGAGGCAGGUUUUGCGAUGUGAUCUUACGCGUUGGUGAAGAGAGCUUCCCUGCCCACAAGGCGGUACUGGCGGCGUGCAGCGAGUACUUCGAGUCCGUUUUUGGUUGUCAAACAGAGGGCGACGGGGAGGCAAAAGAACUCGAGAUGCAUACGAUAAGCCCUAAAGUGUUUAAAGACAUUUUGGACUUUGCCUACACUUCUAGGAUUGUGGUACGAUUGGAAUGUUUCCCCGAGUUGAUGACAGCUGCUAAGUUUCUUCUUAUGCGUUCUGUCAUCGAGAUAUGCCAAGAAGUAAUCAAACAGUCCAAUGUAAAAAUUCUUGUUCCACCCUCUCGAGGAGGCGACGUCAGUUUGUUUCGUGCCACGGGGGGCACAGAAUUGGGUUUCACAUUGACGGUAGACAACAUGUCAAAUGAGAAUGGCUUGUUGGCGAAUAGCAAUAAUCUAUUUACCAACAAUGGGCAAACACACAAUUUGGACGGAAAUCAUGCCAAUGACACUGUCACAUCGGAUAGCAGCCCCCAGUCCACUAUGCCAAUCCUGCAGCCCGUGUCUCCAUUAGAAAUGACAGGGAACCCGUUCCAAGAAGAGGGCUCUCCGGGCGCCAAGAGAGGCAGGGGACGACCAAAGAAAGCGACAGUCAUGGAACCUAUACAUUACAAUCACACCACAGUUGACGUUAAAGAAGACAUUAAGCAGCUUUUUCCUUGUGGAGUAUGUGGCAAAGCAUUUACGGAGGCUGUGCGGUUGAGAAACCACGAAGCGCAGCAUGGACCGUCCAGUCACGGCGCGAGUAGCGGAGGUUGCGAGGACUUGUCUGAAGGAGGCCCUACCUUGAUAUCUCGCUCUGGUCAGCCAGGACUGUUGGAGAACGGCAUGCCCCUGCAUGGAGCAGUAGAUAACGGCCGUAAGCGCGAAAGGACGAGACGUCACGUUGGCUGUGACAUUUGUGGAAAGGUGUUCCGCGAUGUUUACCACCUGAACCGACAUAAACUGUCGCAUUCUGGCGAAAAGCCGUAUGCUUGCCAUGUCUGUGGCCUGCGGUUUAAGCGCAAGGACAGGAUGUCAUACCAUGUGCGGUCACAUGAUGGAUCUGUGGGCAAACCUUACGUCUGUCAAAGCUGUGGAAAGGGGUUUUCCAGGCCAGACCAUCUGAAUGGACACAUCAAGCAGGUUCACACCACAGAGAGGCCCCAUAAGUGCCAGAUUUGUAAUGCCUCCUUUGCUACAAGAGAUCGCCUGCGGUCUCACCUGGCUUGCCACGAGGACAAGAUUCCGUGCCAGGUGUGUGGGAAGUACCUGCGGGCUGCGUACAUGACCGACCACCUCAAAAAACACAGUGAAGGACCUCACAAUUACUGUGGCAUAUGCAACAAAGGUUUCUCCACUGCGUCCUACCUUAAGGUGCACGUAAAAUCGCACCACGGCUCACCGUUGCUCCCUGCCACUGCCCCGGCGCACAGUGCCUUCCCUGCGCCGCGCGGGGAGCUGCAGGCACACGGUGGCACCCCCUACCACAUGGAGCGCCAGUUUGCAGUGGAAGACCUGUGCACCAGUCGCCGGCUGCUGGUCACCUUCCCAGAGGCUGAGGGCCACUGCUUUCUCCCCCAGCCCGGCCCUCCCUCCCUGGGCCUGCAGCCCGAGCUGCUCCUAGGGAAACCAGGGCCUGGGGGGGUUCCAUAUUUCUGGGAGUGCCGCUCUGCCGGCCCGCCUGGGUUCCACUCCCUCCAUGGGCCUCUGCCAGAUGGGCAGGAGAAUGCUGGGAAGUGCUCACAUCAGGGAGAAUCUGAGGGAGACGAGACAUUGUUCGGGGAGCUGUCGAACGGCGACGAGAUUAAGUCUCUGCAUAAAUCCGAGGGAGAGGACCACGGGUCGCCGACGCUGUUCGCCUGCAACGGAGCCUCUGCCGGUACUGGGGCUGUGGGGGGUUCUCCGCCAGCUGGUACUAAAGCCAAGCCCAGCCAGGACUCCCCAGAGAAGAAGUUCCCUUGCUGCGAGUGCACCCAGACCUUCCGCACUAAGUCCUACCUCAACAAGCACAUCAACAGAGUGCACCAUCAUGGGGUCCAAAAGAGUCUGGUGGUGGGCGCCGGGCCGGGGUCCGGUCUGGGGGAGCUGGGUCCGUCCCUGGGCUCACCGUUCUCCCCUCAACAGAACAUGUCUCUGUUGGAGUCAUUUGGCUUCCAGAUCGUCCAGUCUGCCUUUGCCUCGUCGCUGGUGGACGCCGAGGCAGGACACAGCGGGAUGGAGUUGGGGGGGAAGUGACCCGGAGUUCACAGGAAACAUGGGGGAAUCGUUCCCUAGCUAGGUCUGUUCGGCCAAUCCGAUGUAGGGGAAUCACAUUGUAGACUACUCUGACGUGGGCUGUCAACUGUCUUUUGACUACUCUGACGUGGGCUGCAGACUACUCUGAUGUGGUCUGUAGACUGUCUUUUGACUACUCUGACGUGGGCUGUAGACUACUCUGAUGUGGUCUGUAGACUGUCUUUUGACUACUCUGACGUGGGCUGUAGACUACUCUGAUGUGGUCUGUAGACUGUCUUUUGACUACUCUGACGUGGGCUGUAGACUGUCUUUAGACUACUCUGACGUAGUCUGUAGACUACUCUGAUGUGGUCUGUAGACUACUCUGCGUCAUCACUCACUGUUGUCGUUCAUCACGUUCUGUCACUGUUCUGUUUCAUGGUCCCUCUGUAUUAAUAUCAAUAUACAUUUCUUGUUAAUCAAUACAAUUUCAGAGCAGAAUACAAAAUGUACAUACAGUUUUUUAUUUACAUUAAGGAACAUAACAGCUUUUUUUAAAUAUCUGCUGUUUAUUGUAAAUCUUGUUUUUCCUUUUUGAUUGUAUUUGUAUUAUGGUUUAUGAUGUAACCACGCCCAUAUGAUCUAUUACCAAACACGCACAUAUAAUGAACAUAUAUUAGCCAACGCUGUUAUUGUUGUUAUGUCAGUUCAUGAUCAUUCCGAGUGUGGUUGGUAAACUAUGGGAUGUCCACGUCUGGGUCAGUACGUGUUGACUGGAAUGCUUUAUUAUUAUCUACGUAUGGUGUUCACAGCUGCGGUGACGCCCUCUGACCCCAAGCUUCCACUUCAGACAGAAGAGGCUGCCGAUGCAACUCUGUAACUGUGGAACAAUGGAACUCCAGCCCGACUCUGAAUAGAACGAUAGAAUCAUAGCCAAUUCUAUCCGCUUUCGCGGGGCAAGGAUAAAACCCUAUGCCUCAAACUAUUGCUGUUAACACGAGAAUGUUAUUUUCUCUUAUUAUGGAAAGAACAGAUGUAUUUGUUAGUCACAAAUGUGAAAUCAAUUCUUCUGGAUAUUCAACAGGGACCAAGUUCAGGUUUGACUAUUAGGAAUCUUGAGAAAUGUAGAAUAUAUUUUAUUAACUUAUUGAUUGCCCUGUCUGCUUUGUGCACAACCAGUUUUUUAUGAAUUGAUGUUUGAGAUGUCAGUGUGCUGUGCUGAUUUUCCUCUUUUAAGUUAUGCUAGAUACAGGUCUACUGGGGAGCGACAGAGAGUAUGUAUGCUGAAAUGUCUGUGUGUCUGUCUAUUUGGUGCUCUGAUAUAUGUGCUUUUCUCACAGAAUUUAAUCAACCAGAAGGCUUUUACUCGUAAUUGUUUGUCAGUAAUUUGACUUUUGCUUUCAGUACAUUCCUGCUUUUAUUUAUAGUUAUAUUGUGAUUGUAUUGAGUGCAUAUAACAUUCAUGUAUAUGGAAUUGUUAUAUGUGUAUGAAAUUGUUAUAUACAGUGAAGUUCAAAUGUAUUUUGAUAAUGAUAUAUUUUUGUUGUUGUUUUAGCUCUGUACCCCAGCACUUUAUUCAUCCAAUCAGUAGGUUUAAAGUUUUUAUUGGAUUUGUUGGCAGGCCCCUAAGUACUAAAUUCCAUCAAUCACUUCUGGAUAAAACAAAUGCCAGUAAGCAUUUCCCCAUUCAAAACUAAUGAGACACAGUCUUAAAUACAAUCUUGAUACAACAAGGUGAAAAGUCGCUUAACCAUAAUUUCUCCUGGGUUGUUUCUGGAAAAAGAAAAUCUCUGUCUUGUGUACCUGUAAAAUAACAGCAUAGAAAAUAAAACAAUGUAGAGCAGGAAAGGAGUGGGCCCUAGUAUUUACCCUGGUUGGACACAACAGGUUAUGGUGAACUCAAGGAUGAUGUACUGCAUGUGCUUAGAGAUGAACCAGUUUAGGCCAGUCCCAGUGAUGGCAGUGUGCUCUCUAAGGCAUUGCAGUCGAAAGUAGCACUGAUGUCCAGAUGAAUCGGGACAUGGUAGGUCCUGUAUGUGCAGACAUCCGCAGGUACUUUCCAAGUUUCCCCCGAGUCUGUUACAGUACUGUGGAUGGGCCUCUCAGCAGAUUGGAAAAGCCUCAUUAAGUUGGUUGUGAGGUAUUAUUCCAAAGUUUAGUACAUGGUCCAAUAUCGCUAACAAGCAGUUACUACUUAAAACGUGUUACUGUACAAGCUUGUGUGUUUCUAAAGAUGUUUCUAAACAUGUCUACAUUAAUGAGGAUGCUACCAUGACUACUGACGACCCUGAAUGAAUUGGGAGUAAUUAUUAAUGAGAAAAUUAUCAGGAAUAAUAAACAUUAAAAUACCCCACAAAUAAAGCUUAAUUCUAACCUUACAGUGAUGGUAUCAUUUCAAAAGCAAUGUGCUGGUGUACGGAGCAAAAACAACAUAAGUCAUUUCCCAAAUACUUAAGGACCUCAUAGAACUGAUCAAACCUAAUGAUUUAUUUUAUCUUUGUCAAUGAAUAUUCUUGUAUAUAUAAAUGUUAUUUUCCCUUCCUUCCCAAUGUUGGAAAGAGCCGUGUAGGUUUUGGUGGUGGCUGUUUGAUUUGAACAUUCUUCCUCAGUGUGCACGCCCAUGAUCUGCUGUAUACUGUUCUCGAUAUAUAUUUUUCUUGGGGUGGGGGUGGGAUGAGAGGUCGCUCACUGGAUGACCGGACUAUGGUUGUCGUACCUGGAUUCAAAAAAGUACUUGAAAAGCAGUCUGGCUUGUUUCAGUCCGGCUGGAGUGCCAGAUUGAGUGGGUUUGCACUUGUGGAACUCUUCCAUUGGUUUCGUUGUGCCAAGCAAGCUAAAUCCAGGUGUCAUUCACUGUGCUGUUACCUGGUCCAGGUAGUGUACAGUAGAGAAAUGCCACCCUGAUCCUGGAGUGCUGGAGACACUUAUGUUUUCAAUUGAACCAACCUGGAAGACCCAAUGUGUUGAAUUUAGGUUAUGGCUGACCUGAUCAAUUAGCUUAUUUGGUCAAGUGUGGUGCCUGGUUGGAACAAAAUACUCCAGUACCUGUGACCCUCCAGGAACAGGACUGCCUGCCCCACUUGUAUACUCAUUACAGUUUAGUUUUACAACCAAUGGCUUUGAUCGAUCAGUCUGUUUAGGCCAUGUUACACAGUUUUUAUUCUCCCACUAGUAAUGCUUUACGAGUAGUGGACGGAGUAAAAACAGUUUGUUAUUUAUUGAAUAUGUGAGAGACAAAGCUUUUUAGGAAUAUCCUCAUUAUAACUGGUGGUUGUGGCCACACUGAGGAUUGCCCAUAUAGCAUAUGCUAAUUCAUUGAUUUGUUGGUAUUAUUUGUUUAUUUCACCUGUUUUGGUACUUACGUUUGUAGAAUGUUUUUCUUGUUUGAUUGCUUAGAUACUUAAAUGUGCUGUCUUGUCUUAUUCUGUUGGUCUGUUGCAAAGUGCCUUCCCAAUACUAAUUGUGCACAGCAGUAGAUUUGAAACGCAAAAUGAAAAAGGACCUCUUUCUCUAAAUGGUAAAUCAUGCGCAGUGACUUGCAUUGACACUUUUGUACGUAUAAAAACAUGCACACACAGAAGAUGUACAUUUGUAUAUGUAUGUUACCUUGGUAUUUUAUCAUUGUACUUGCAAGAUGGUUAAAGUUAAACAUUUUUUGAGUUCCAUGUUUUGUUACAAAACCUUUGGACAUAUUUCAAUAAAAGCAUACUUUUUGUA